Messenger RNA from Gilbertella persicaria, 6021 nucleotides. RefSeq lists its product as uncharacterized. Gene Ontology annotation, cellular component: nucleus. Gene Ontology annotation, molecular function: DNA-dependent protein kinase activity; protein binding. The transcript has 28 exons. The record is from RefSeq and is a predicted model, not a curated record. Bases 1 to 6021 code for a protein of 2006 amino acids. Lineage: Eukaryota; Fungi; Mucoromycota; Mucoromycetes; Mucorales; Choanephoraceae. Gene Ontology annotation, biological process: telomere maintenance; double-strand break repair via nonhomologous end joining.
AUGGAGAAGCCAGUGGAAGGGCGAAAUGAAUACUUCUACUAUAAUCAAGCAACAGUGAAUGCAAUGAUGGCAGCUCUUUUGCGCAUGUCUGAUAAACCAGGUCUUUAUGAGCAGUUUUUUUGUAAAGGCUCAUACAGCUACAUCUGGAGCGACAUUAUUGAUACGAGGGACCGCAUCUAUCUUACACUUGAACUAGACCAACCUAUGCCAAAAAAGAGAAUUCAUGACCUAUCAAUCAAAUCAGGUCAACAGCCUUUAGAAAUCGAUCAAACUAAAGGUUACAUGGCUUCUAUGGAUUUGAUAGGUAGCAGGUUAAUGGUUUUACAAGAAAACCAAAUUAACGACGAACAGGCAAGUGCUGCUAGCGACAAUAUUGCUCCCAAUACAACUAAUGACAAUACUGAUGGAGACACGGUCAUGGAAGAUGCUUGGGAUGACUCUAAAGAAGAUAGUAUGGAAUACGAAGGUGAAGAGUUUGAAAUAGACAUCUUGAAUCAAAAGCUAUUCAUGAGAACAGUUACUGCUGCUAUUCAAAAGCUUCAUACAGAGAUUACUCCUCCUGGUGAAGAUCCUAUACAUAUGCCGAAAUGGAUGCAGGAUAUGAACAAUGCUUUUACAUCAAACGAUGAUAUCAAAAUUCAAGUGUAUAUGGCAAAACUCAUUGUUAAUUGUCCCUUUGCAUUUGAAAAAUAUGCUGAGCAUUGGGUUUUACCGCUUAUGACUUUUGUCACUCAGGGCCAUCAAUUUGGUACGCCCAUCAAUUACCUGACACAAGAUCUAUGCAUUAUCCUUGCUGUUUGGGGUCGACAGACCAGUAUACCUUCUCCCCAUUCAACAUAUUCAAGACGUACUUUGUUUGAGUUAUUUGAGUAUUUAAUCUCAAAUGCGUAUCAUCAUAGUCCUCGAAUUACAAGAAGCAAUAUCCAAAUCAUUAGAGGAAUUUUUGAGAAUUGGGGCAAAUGUUGCCCUAUUCCAACAAGAGCCAUUUACAAAAACUUUACUCACCCGGCAGGAGAAGAGCAUAAAAAUAUUGUUGGAUUACAGUUUGCUGGUAUUGUGUAUAGUAAUGGUGGCAACAUAUAUGAUUCAAACGAGUUUACAUCUCUUUAUGACUUGCCUGAACCAAUCUUUUUUUCGGAUAUGGCCAAGAAUAUAAUGUAUAAGGGUAGAAAGAGCGCAGACAUACCAGCGAAUGCAGCAGAGGUAACCGUAACUUAUCGACUCAACAGAUUAGAUGCUGAAGACAAGGUGCUUGCAUUAAAUUAUAUCAAUGCUUGCUGGUCUAAAGAAAGAGAUCAGGAUAUCUAUAACUGUUUGUACAGUGCAGGUAUCCCCAAAAAUUUUUCUAGUCGAGAUGAAAACCUUCAAAUAGUCAUCCUCAAAGUCCUUAAUACGAUAUUUGAAGUUUUAAAAAAGGAUCAAGUUAAAGAAAUUAUUAAGCAAACAUCAUUACACUUCGAGUUUUUAAAAAAAGCUUACGAAGGUGGCAUGAGUAAAGACAUGCAGCGUACCAUCAAAGCAGAAAUAUUGAAGGGGUUGGUCGACAAGGACGAGAGAAUUUCUUUUUCAAUACUCGACUUUGUCAAGAAAACAUGGGCAAUCACAGACGAUAUCAGAGCGACCAUUUUAACGAUCACAAGUGAAUUAUUUAUGGACGAGACUCAAGACAUCUAUCUUUUAUAUGCAACUCGUAUCGUACUUGACAAUACAAGAAGUACAUAUGAUAUCAAUGAGCCUUUAUUUGAUAAACCUUUACCUGAGGCAAGAUUUGAUGCUGGGUAUCAAAAGAUCAAUACAAACUGGCAGCAUAGCACUUCAUAUAUGAUGCCACUGUUCUCGGCUUCUCAGACAAGAACGUUGGAAAUUGAAGACUUGGAGCUUGAACUGAGAAAAACUCAAAGCUUGCUUGAAUUUAGCACAACACAAGGCACAGGAAGAUCCUUGGUGGCGACAUUCAAUCCCGACACCCAAGAAAAGGCCACCUCUGAAAAGUUGGAUGAUUUCUCUGUCGUUAAAGAUAUCUUUGCCCCCAAAAGAAAGGUGGAAAAAAAACCAAGCCCUUAUUACAAUAAGCGAUUCCUUGUUGAGACAAAAGGUGUUACUAGUCGCUUCCACGCUGAUCGUAAUGAACAGCUACAGAAGAAAUAUCGCAGCCUGUUAAAUUCAAUGAAAGAAGCAGGCGAGAAGAAGGUAUCCUUGAGUCGAGAGUACCGGGUCGGUGAACUGCCAGACGUUCAGAUUCCUCGACGAGAUUUGAUAUUUCCCCUUGAAAUACUCGCAAAGACGGAUCACAACAUCUCCCGUCUACUUUACAGCAGUUUGAUGGUCAGCAUUGUAAAUGAAAUGAAGCAAGAGUCAAACGGUGAAGAAUAUCAAGAAAAAAUUAUCAAAAUGAUUGAUAGUAACCUUCGAAGCAACACAGUUAAUUUUACACCAACUACUGGUUCCUUUUUGAGAAUUAUCUUUGAUCUCGGUGCACCUGUUGAUGGUUUGGUCAUUAAAGAAGCUAGUAGUAGAAGCUAUAAUCAUCAUAUUGGUAUUGCAAUUCUCGAAAAACAAUUGUCAGAUGGUGAUCUCAUACCUAGACGUAAGCUAUUUUUUAAUGCUAUUCGUUUCCUGCCACCAGCGAAAGAAAAAUGGAUUCAUUUGGCGUUACUCUAUCAACAUAUUGAUGAAUUAGAAAUCUUUCAAAAUACUUAUUUGGCUAAUGUAGCUACUAAUGAAUAUGCAAAAGCCGGUGUUAAAGCUCAAAACGGGGGUGAUUAUGCAACAUCUUUCAAUCAUUUUGACGAGGCCUUAAACAAGAGCAAUCAAAAUCAUGAUGUUAAUGUCACUGAAAAGUCUCUUUGGGAACAACAAAUGUUGUACUGUAGAACCCAGUUAGGACAAUGGGAUUUGAUUGCUAGAGAUACGCUUAGUAUGACUGAAAACAAUCUUGAACGAUUAUGGGACGAUUGUCAGGAUCCUUAUUUGGAAUACUUUAUGCGAAGUUUCUCCAAAUUAAAGAAGCAAGCAAUAGUUUAUCAACCUGACAUUUUAGAGGAUUCCGAACUAGUAGGAGGAUGGACUACAAACCAUCCUAAUCCUAUAUACCAAUUCUUGGACGAAGCUUAUGAAAAUGAACCUCAUAAACGAGAACUUUUCAAUGAUUUUGCUUGUGAAUGGACCUUGGUAGAAAUAUAUCGUCAAAAUUAUAGUCGUGGCAGACAACUCAUUAGCAAGUCAUACGAUUCAUUGUUGAAUGCAUGGACAACACUGCAUCCAUUGGCACAUACAAGUCGCUUGGCAAGACUAGGACAAUUGCAACGGACGGUAGAACUGGAAGACUAUCUUAAUCUUCAUAAGAGUUUUGAAGAUGGUACGAUUCAUGUAAACCAGGCCGAAAAUUUUGUAAAGCAGCUUAUGAUGAGGUAUCCCGAUACAAAAGUGGAUAGAAUGGACGUAUGGUAUGAUAUAUUAUACUCGCGCUUUGAGUUUCUAGAGAACAUGAAACAUUCCAACUUAGAGGUAACAAAGGAUUUGGAAUCACUAUUAGAUGAUGCUCGAGGACAAUUUUUAAAUGUGACAGGAAAAGCAGCACUUGAGCAGCAUAACACUACGUUCUUCACUAUUAUUUUAGACAAAUUGAAAGGCUUAAACAAAAUAAUUGAAAAUCAAAUUGGAUUCAUUGAAUAUACCCAACAUGAAUCAGAGCAUAAACCACUUGAUAGAAAACCCGGUUUCAUUGCUAGUACCAUUGUCAAGUCCUUGUUGUUUACGCCUCCUUCCAAUUGGAAUACAAUCGAAAACUUUAACUGGAAAAUGAUUCUUGUACAGUCUUUUGACACUGUAAAGAACCAGAUCAUCGCUGAGCCUACAUUAUUUGAAACAACGCUGAAUACAGGAAAGCAAAUUCUUCGGAAAUACGCUCGAAAGUUUGACUUUGAACGUUCUGUAUAUUUAUGGAAAUUUGGCAGAUAUUGCGAUGAAGCUCUGCAUGUAUUGCAAGACUCAAAGUCAACUCUUCAACCUGACAUUAAUGUGAUUCAGUAUAGUCAUAUUGUCAUCGAAAAUUAUUUUGAAGUUUUGGACCAUGAUAACAAGGAAGCACUUGAAUUCUUUCCCCGUUUGCUAGAAUUGGUAGAAUUAUAUCCUGAUAAUGGCCCACUCUUUAAAAAAUGCUCGAUGAAAAUUGAUGCUUGUUGGAAGUUUAUUCGCUGGAUUCCUCAAUUGGUUUCUUCUAUGGCCACACCAAUUGCUGCUUAUAUUUUCCCUAUUUUGACUCGCAUUGCAGAGAGCUAUCCUAGAGCACUGUAUUAUUCAUUCCAGAUGUCUUGUGAGUUUUAUGAACUCAAGAAAGACAAGUUAUCCAAAGAAGUCCGACAUCAGAUUGAGAAAAUCAUGCAUCUUGUUCGCUCUCCAAUCAUGGAACAAUUCUCAUACGAAUUAAAACGAUUGUCAGAUCCAGAUCAUAUUGCCAAAGACUUCGUGGAAUACAUAAGAGAAUUCUACAACCUUUUGCUCAACAAUUAUAGUGAAAAUAUGGGAUCAAUUCCAAAAAAGAUGGCAGCUGCUCAUGGUAGUUAUUUUAUUAGAAUGUUUGGAGAGAAUGGUAAAAACAUCUCCAAAUUGACUCCUAAGCAAUUGGAUGAGCUCCUGAAGUAUAUCAGAAGCCAUAUGGAGUUAAAAGGAGAAGAGAAAAAAUCACAUUCUAGACUAAGAGAAGAUCGAACAAAUAUUGCUUCUUAUUCCAAAUGGCUCUAUUCUUUUAAGAAUACUGAGCAUGACGAGGAAAUUGAAAUACCAGGCCAAUAUGAUGGCCACUCCAAACCAUUUCCUGAGAUUCAUGCAAUGAUUGCUUCAAUCAAUACCAAGCUCCUCAUUCUUGAAUCGCUAAGAAAGCCUAAAAGAAUCACUAUUUAUGGGACGGAUGAAAAAGAAUACAAUUAUUUGGUCAAAGGUGGAGAAGACUUGAGAUUGGAUGAGCGUAUUGAACAGCUUUUUGUUAUUCCUAUGGCUUCGAAUCUUGGUAUUAUUGAAUGGGUGAAUAAUACAGCUGCCUUGCAGUCCUGUAUUAAUAGUACUGGUGCUCAUCAAAUAUUGGUCAAAAGAGCAGUAGCUAGAUACAGUACUUGGAUUGAAACCUUUGGUAUUAUAAAUUACAAGAAAAAUGACCAUGGAUUUAUAGGAAAAUAUUAUUCUGCUUUUGCUGAUAAUCGAGAAAGAAUUGUCAGAGAAUUCAAUCGCUGCUCUGACUUUUUCCCUAGUACAUGGUUGAGGGACUUUGUCUUCAAAUUAGCAUCUUCUCCUGAAGCAUUCUUGUUCUUGAGAAAGGAUUUUACUUAUAGUUUGGCUUGUAUCUCUAUCUUUGGUUACUUGUUGGGUAUUGGCGAUCGACAUUUGCAAAACUUUUUAUUAGAUAUGAAGAGUGGCCGUUUGAUACCAAUUGAUUUUGGUUAUGCUUUUGGUGCUGCAACAGAAUUACUUCCUAUUCCUGAACUUAUUCCAUUCCGACUUACUCGUCAAUUGGUGGGUGUACUUGAACCUUUGGGAGUAUCGGGUAUUCUAGAAAAUGCAAUGACAAACAUAUUAAGUGCUAUCCAAGAUCAAAAGGAGUCUUUACUAAAUGUCAUGAGCGUAUUUGUCAAAGAACCUUUGUUGGAGUGGCAGAAAAAUGCUGCUCGAAUGAUUGAGUCUCAAAGUAAGUGGUACUUGCCUUUGUUGGCUUUCUUAACAUGCGUUCAUAAUAGGGAAAAAACAAUACAAUGGUAUCCUCAAAACAAGAUUGAAAUUGCAAAACGAAAGUUGAACAAAGAAAACCCAGCCAACAUUCUCAUUAUAGAACUUACAAAUGGCCAUGGAAAUAAGCACUAUCAUAAUGAUGCAGUCGCUAUAGCGAAAGGCGUACCUGACAUUGAUAUUAGAGCCAGAGUAGACGAUGCUUGCAGCGAAACAAAUGAGCAAGUAAAAUGUCUGAUUAACCUUGCUACAGAUCCUCGAGCUUUGGGUGUUACCUGGGCAGGUUGGCAAUCAUAUUUGUAA